GUGACAGGGAGUAGUGGGAUAUACAUGGCGAAAAAUGAAAAGGUCGAGUCCAUGUCAUUCACAUUCCUACUUCUGAAUAUUUUAGUCAUCGUGUGUGCCCUCUUCUCCAUGGUCCUAUCCGCCAUCGGUGCUUACUGGGAGGCUACUAUCGCUAUAUUGUACGAGAGUGGUGGGCUUGUUUUGUAUAUCCUUGUCGAACUGGCGGGACUGGUGGUGCUGAUAAUCUCCGGCAUCGCGGCUUGUAUGUAUUGGUGCGGAGUAGGUGAACGCCAGAUGUUAAUGAACCAACAACAGCAACACUUGAAAGCGAAAAUGUCCGGAUUUAGCCGAGUGGUUCCUCCACGCGCUCAACCAGCUGCCUUCUAUGUUCAAGGGCAAGUACAAGUAACGGUGCCGCCAGGCACAAAGUUGACGGGACAGGACAACGGAUCAAGUGACAUCCCCGUCGGCGGCAACCAGGUUCCGCCCGAGUACAUUUCUUUACAAAACCCACCGGAAUAUAAGAAAGCGCCUCAAGCUGAAGAGGGUGUGUGACGCUAUCAUAUACUGCAGAGAUGGUCCGCUUAGAGAUCGCUCAAUGUGACCCAAUUUAUAGGACCUAAAAUAACCUAAACUCACGUGUUUGCUUUGUAUAUUCGCAAUAAUUAUGUUUUACCAGUUUCAUUCUUGUAAAUAACUGGUGACUUAUAACACAAUUCAUAUUGCAUUCGACGACAGUGAAAUGAAAUGGAACAUACAAUGAUGGUAUAAGGACCAAUCGCAUAGAACCGGCAUUGGCUUUAUGUUGUGUCCCUUCAAGAUGGUACUAGGCAUGUCAACGCAACGUUUAUGGGUAUAAUCCAUUUCAAACAAUGACCAUGAUACACUGGACCAUGAUACACUGGACCAUCAUACUGGCAUUCCUCGUUUAAAACAGGGUAGUUGUUGUUACAUAUUAUAAUUACGACCAAAUAUUUCGGAUGACGGUAACGAUUUUGUCUCUAUCAUACUUGAAUAAACCCGUUUAA
Molecule: messenger RNA, 1007 nt
Organism: Saccoglossus kowalevskii
Lineage: Eukaryota; Metazoa; Hemichordata; Enteropneusta; Harrimaniidae
Source: RefSeq, a predicted model, not a curated record